AUGUCAUUACAAAAGCUAACAGCAGAAAUAUACUCACUUUUUGAAAAAGAAGAUUAUGCGAAAUGUCAACAGUUAUUGCCACCUAUAAAAUUAGAAUUAAUUAAACAUAAUUUAUUAGUACCAUUAGAUUCAAAUACACAAACAAAAGAUCAAAUAAAUGAUAUUAAAAUAGCUCAAAGAGUAUUAGAAAUUGGAGCAUUAUCAUCAUUACUCACAAACAAUUAUAAUGGAUUUGAAAACUCAUUUGCUCAAUUAAGACCUUUUUAUUCAAAUGGUAAAAUUCAUAAUAUAAAUAAAUUACAUUUAAAUACUGAUUCAACUAAAAUUAUAUCAUUAUAUUUAUUAUAUUUAUUAAGUCAAGGAUUAAUUUCAAAAUUUCACAUUGAGUUGGAACUCAUCUAUAACUCCAAGCAAUAUGACGUUGAAAAUGACAAAUACUUGAAUUUACCAAUCAAUUUAGAAAGUAAUUUAAUGGAAGGUAAUUAUAUAAAAAUAUGGAAAUUAUUAAAAGAAGAAAAGAAUUUACCAUGUAAAGAAUUCAAUCAUUUCAUUGAUACUUUGAUAAAUGCAUUGAGAUAUGAAAUAUCAAAAAGUAUUGAAAAAACGUAUGAUUCAAUACCAAUUUCAAAUUGUAAAAAUCUAUUAUAUUUACCUCAAGAAACAAGUGAUUUACAAUUUGAAGAAAUUUUAAAAGAUAAUUUAGAUACACAAAAUUGGGAACUUAAAAAUGGAAAUAUUAUUUUUACAAAACCAGAAAAUGAAACUAAUGUUGAUAAUGAAACUAUUAUUAAAAAUGUCUUGGGUUAUGCUGAACAAGUAGAAUCAAUUGUAUAA
This is a messenger RNA of Lodderomyces jiufengensis, 834 nucleotides long. Its product is annotated as proteasome regulatory particle lid subunit. Gene Ontology annotation, biological process: proteasome-mediated ubiquitin-dependent protein catabolic process. Bases 1 to 834 code for a protein of 277 amino acids. The transcript has a single exon. NCBI's taxonomy places the organism in Eukaryota, Fungi, Ascomycota, Pichiomycetes, Serinales, Debaryomycetaceae. Gene Ontology annotation, cellular component: proteasome regulatory particle, lid subcomplex; cytosol; proteasome regulatory particle. The record is from RefSeq and is a predicted model, not a curated record.